UUUAAAAAUGAACUGCCGAGCCGCUUUGAGAACAUUAAGAUUUCAGCUUCUACCUCGGCCCAACACCGUUCGGUUUUCCUCAGCUCCAAGAGACUUGAGACACUCCACCCGUGUCGGACGAGAUUUUGGAUUCGAGGAAAAGGUUCGCAACAAUUUACGUCUCAUGACGAAGUUUAAUCUGUGUAUAGUGAUAUGACAUUUAUAUAUGUGUGUGUGUAUGGAAGAUACACUUUUUUAAGUGAGACACUCGUUUUUUCUUGAUUGUGGCUGCGCAUUCUUAUCCGCAAAAUUCAGCGACAAUAACAUUGUCAUAGUACGGGAUCUUUGCUUAAAAAAAAAAAGAUCAUCCAGAAUAGUGGCUAUUUUUAACAGUUUCUUCGUCAUCAAUGUAGCAAGACAAUUUAUUCCGCUCCAUUUGGAAAUGAUCGAUUUCUUUCGAAAUGUUCAUACAUGUUUUGAAAAAUUUAAAAAAGGAAGGAAGUCUCUAUAUCUUCUAGGUUCCUGCCCACAUGACGGAUGUUUAAAAAAAAACUUAUUUGCAUAUGAAAUUAAAACAGUAUAUCUCCACAGACUUCUGAAAUGUUUUUGUCGUGGUCCAGACCUAGGAAGUCGUUCUUUUAUAAACUUCUUCAUUACGGAAACAAAUCAUGUUUUUUAGGUAUUUUUUUCACUCACUAACUAUCCAUUUUGUUUCUUCAGUUUCCGAUCCCAAACAAAGGAUACUUUUUCGUAAAUUAAGGAAAUAUUUCCUAAUGAAUUGGGUUAAUCAUUCGAGAUUAAGCAAGAUUAAGCACUCUUUUGUGGUCUUAAAUUAAUGUCAUUAAUGAGACUUAUUUGAUAAAUUAAGUUUGGUAAUCCUCUUAAAAUGAAUUUCAAAUUUUAUGAAAGUUUCAUAAGAAAACGUAAUUAUCACCGGUGCGAUCUGGACUAUUCUAAUAUCCAUCAGUUCCAAAGACUUGCUACGAGUACGAUAAUGAAAAUAAUUCUUCGUGAGAUAAAGUAGACGGAGAGCAAAUGAAUUUGAAUCUCUCAUGCAAUAAAUCAUUAGUGAAAGAGAAACCUCGGACUUCUAGAUGAUGUUUCAGUUAUUUACUCUAUUUCUCUAUCAGUAAAUAACUUAAAUGAACAGCCAGCCGGUAGAAUGCUUUUCAAGAAGGAUAAAAUCUCUGCGAAUAAUCAUCUCAAGGCGUUAUUUCGGAACGACUGCGAGAACGUCUGAUUAAAGGCGAGCGAACGGUUGCAAUUUCACAACGAACAAUCAUAGAAAACACUUGAAAGUUCUAAAUUCGAAAAAUUAAUGGGAGAGAUUUUUCUUGACAUUGGUUGCUUUAAUUCAGGGUUGAAGCUCAGCAAAUGGUACCCUCCCAGAGGAACAUCAGGAACAAUGACAUUUCAUUUAUCUUCUCAAACAUUUGAAAACCGAAGCGAACAUCACUUCGUGCUUAUAAAAUCGCUAUUUUAAUCCUUAAAUUCGAGUCAGCUGGUCCUUUCUGUUUCACUUACAGUCAACAAUUGUUAUUAUUUUACAGAGGCAACUAAAAGUUUAAUUAAUUUUCAACCUUGCACAAUGGUAUUCAAAAGAAAAGCAAACAACGUUGUUUUCGAAAGUUCUUCACGAGCAAGUUAUGUUGGUUUUUCCGUUUGGCUGAGGCGUUACGUAGACUUGAGUUGAAAAAUAAAUAUUUUUUCACAAAGCUGAUUUUUCCACGAGAGCACUUUUACGAUAAGUAAUAGCAUUAUUUCAUCGAAGAAAGGUUAAUUAAGCACGAAAGGAAAAAGAAGAAGUAACGGAUUUAUUUAUCUGUUUCCUGUACAUUGUAGAAAUAUUACAACUUAUUUAUUCAAAAAAUGAACUUCGCUCGGAGGAAUAACGAGCCAUCGACGAUUAAGAAUUUUUGCACAUUCUGGAAGCAAAAAAGUAAUAGGGGAAAUGAACUUUUCUCUGAUAAAAAUAACAAUAUGAAUCUAGAUUUCUGCGUAAAUUUAGAUUUCUGUGUAAAAUUUUCUGCUCGUGUACGUCAUAGGAAGCGUGUGGGCUUGGAUAACUUAUGUCGAAUUGCACAAUCGAUGAACCAGAUUUCAUUUGAUCGAGUUGGAACAAUGUCACCAAAGUGAAAAAAGAAAGGGAAAUUACAGAGACCUACAACUGAGUUAUAUGACCGCCAACAGCUUGAAAACUAGUGCAGUUUUUGAUUUCUCCAAUUCCCUUUACAUCGACCUGUAACAAUACUUUUAGUAUGAAAAUUUGCGCACUAAAUGAAUUGUUCGCAAUUUCCUCAGCAUGUGAUGUAAUUGUUCGCAAAGAAAGUCAAUUUCCUGAGAGGUUCGUUCAAAAUUGAUGCUAACUGGAUGUAAAUAAUGUGUAAACGAGGUUUACCAUAAAAGCCGCUUUCUUUUAUUCUUUGUUAAUUCUUUGAAGCUUAGAAAACGUUGACAAAAAAAACUAUCGUCACCAACAGGGCAUAGUUUUUAGAAGGCUACAAAAUAAAAGUGCGUUGCUCCGCUGUUGAAACGCACUUUAGUUCCGCUUUGAUGAUAGGCAGCUUACCAGCCAAUUUUGCAAGUUUCUCUCAGGCUCCAUCUUUGUUAAGCUAGAAGCUUUUCAUAUCCCUUAGAGGUGAGAUUUUUUCUAAUUUUUAAACGAGGUGCAGAUGCUAGGCUGUGUUGGUGCAUGUUGUAGAAUAGCAAGUAGUCAUGUCUUAUCAUGCCGGAUUCCAGUCCGUCUGCGAGAAGAAUCUUUCAACAUGUGAAUAUGAUUUCACUUAAUUUCAGAAAAUUAACUCUAAGACAUUCCGUUAAUCGUUCAGUUCUACUUGAUGAAAAGCGGUUGUAAUCCAAUGAGAUUCAGAGUAAGCGCCCAUAGUUUUUCCGUUCCAAUUUUCCUGUUCCACCACCCUGAUCCGGUGUGAAACUACAAACAGAGAACUAAUUUCUCAAAAAUACUGUUGAGCAGUAUUUUCACAUGAAUCUGACGUGAAGUAAGAAUCGUAGAGCAUAAGUGAAGCCGAAAUUCAAUGUCUUAUCAUUACACAGUAAUCGUUGCAAGAUGCGUUUUCCGUUGUUUACAAUAGUGAACAAAAUUGGUAGCGAACGUCCUCAUUAGAAAACUUAUGUCCACAAGACUACAUGAACAGAAUAUCCGAAAAUGAAAGAAGAUAUUAUUCAGUGAAUUACAUAGGCAUACUCGGAGAAAAGAACUACGACCUUCCGAUCAGUACUUCGGAUGCUCUUCCACUGAGCUAUAGAGGAAUCCUGGCGGGUUAGGCCGUUGAACUAUUCCAUGCUGACAAAGUUCCUGCAUACUGCUGGGAUAGGAAUGUCAAUAUGAGACGUCUAUGUUCAAUGAUGAUGUGAAUGAUGAAAAUAUCAGAAUAUGUUGCAAGGAAAUUCAUUUCGGCUAUUUAAUUCCAGCAAAGCUGCUGAACAAGCCGUCUAUCUUAGCCGUCAAUUUAUUUUCAAUUUACUUCCCAAUCAUUUUUUUAAGUGUGUACGACAUACAUGUAGGUCUACUAGUUGAGUGCGCACAGAUUCUUGACUGAAAAAACCUAUAGCAAGGAACCAUUUUGCUGGCAGACCAGACGAAUAGCCUCACUCAACCUAUCUCGGAAGUUUUACUGUUUGCUCAGUUACUGAACAGAGAGCAUUCCUAUCUUAAUUGAAUCGCUCAACUUAUAUGCUUGAAACUCAUUGCGAUAUGGUUCUUCAAGUGCGCUGUCCUAAAUAAUGUUUGUAUCGUUAGCGAUCAGUAACCCAGUUGAUGAAGGCUUCGUAAAAUAAAUGAACAAUGUGUAACCAAGUUGAAAACUACUCUCUGGGAAAAAAGCGAGCUUGGAAUAAAAGACCUUAACGAGUCAGCCCUUGAAAAAGGCGAAAGAAAAUAUUGAAAAACAAAUAGACCAUCAGGAUAUAAGCACGCUGAUAAACUAGGUUCCUAAAGUGGAUGUAGAAUUCAGGAUCAGAAAAUUAUUUUUGUCUUUUUUUCAAUUUUUCCUUUCGUAAUCAACGAAAUUAAUUAUUAGAAAUGAAGCAGAACGAAUAUUUUUAACCUAAAUAUGCGCCAACAGAACAAUGAAUUAAUCACAAUACAAUCAACUGCAGUCGAACCUGCACUGAGCGGCGACAUACUAAGCGGUCACCCUGUAUGUAGCGCUCACCUUCUCCUACGCGGUCGUUUGUUAAAGAAAAAUAUUUGUUCCCCUUUAAUCACUUUAACUGUCACCUCUAUUAAGCGGUCGUAGUCGCGAGUCCAAACGGCGUGUUUGUAUUGUCUCACACCUGUUUUAAACGGACACUAAAGCGGAACCACUCAAAUAAAACUAACAACAAUCUUUGAAGUAAAAUUUAAUCCAUAUAUCUCCCGCAAAAUUAACAUUCUUAGAAUUUUGAGCAAGAUUUUUAAUAUAAAUGGUUAAUUAUUGGCACAAAGUGACGUUUUUAUCGUUUUGCAUCUUACCCCUUUUAUGCGUAACCUGCAUUAAGCGCCAAUCCCCGUGGGUGACCGUUUAAUACAGUUAUGACUGUAGUAUGUCUAGCCAAGAGAAUAUUGAUAGUCUCUUGGUUUAGCUUUUUUUAACUCUUUCCUUUUAAAACAUGAGAGACCAGUUAUCAUUGUGCGGUGCAGAGGAUUUUUGGGACAUGGUUUUCAGGGGGGACGUAUGGGAAACAGUCGUCGAUAACAGAGUAUAAGGGGGAGUGGAUAAAAGAAAAUUAUCCCAUUUUCCUCCUUUAGAAACCUUGCUCGGGAGCAAGGUUUUCUGAUGGGGUCAACUAUCCAGUUAGUGCAUUGUUGUAGUGUAGAAAAAAUAUAUUUAAACCUUAAAUUUCAAAUGAGGUAAAUUUUAUUGUGAAACUAAAAAGUCCCCCGACCCUUCCCCCUUACCCCCUUCCCCUCUUUCCCUUUUACCCCCCCCCCGUCCCUUUCUGUAAUAAAAUAUGCUUUAAAACGGAAGAAAAUAAAAUGCAGAAGAAAUUGUGUGCACAUUUUUAAAUGAAAUUCUUGCGAUACUUACUGAAAUGAAGUGGAAAUUGUCUUUUCUUAGAUGAACGACAUACUCAAAAUCUUGAUGCUCCUGAUGAUUGCUGCCAGCACGAUGGCACAGGAUGCCUCACAAAGCGAUAGUAUUGCGGUGAAUCACAGUGAACCACAGGACACCGCACAACAGAGUGACUUGGCUUCAGCAAUCAACAAACAACAUCCUAGCAGAUUGGAACCGUGUUUUCCACUUUGCUUUCCGGACUACGGCAAGCGAGAAUAUCUAGUUGGAGAAAGGGCUGAAAAAGACUUGUUGAACACAAACAAAAGAUCCCUGUUUAAACAAGUCAAAGGUUUCAUUCCACAGUUUAUAUGGAAAACUUUCAAACGAGAACAAGCAUUAGAAGCAAUUAAAAAGAGUGGAAUUCAUUAACCUCCACUGGGAAGCAGGCAAAUAUAG
Messenger RNA from Pocillopora meandrina, 5432 nucleotides. The record is from the annotation of a GenBank genome assembly. NCBI's taxonomy places the organism in Eukaryota, Metazoa, Cnidaria, Anthozoa, Scleractinia, Pocilloporidae.